Molecule: messenger RNA, 2227 nt
Organism: Cylas formicarius (sweet potato weevil)
Lineage: Eukaryota; Metazoa; Arthropoda; Insecta; Coleoptera; Brentidae
Product: BRCA2-interacting transcriptional repressor EMSY
Exons: 4
Coding region: 116-1795 (559 amino acids)
Biological process (GO): regulation of DNA-templated transcription
Cellular component (GO): nucleoplasm
Source: RefSeq, a predicted model, not a curated record
CUCCUAACCCCACUUUAAUCGACGCUGUCAGGGCAAAACAAAACUAAUUUAAUUUCUAAUUUUGAAUUUAUCAGUUAUGUCUACUAUCAAAUCUCUCUGAAAUAUCGUAUUAGAAAUGUGGCCACUAUUACUAGAUAUGACCAAAGAAGAAUCAAUUCAGUGUCUUAGAAAUUUAGAAUUAGAAGCGUAUUCUACACUUGUAUCGGCACUGAGAGCACAAGGGCCUCUUAAUCCAGAGAAAAGGCGCUUGUUAAAAGACACAGGUAUUACAUUAAGCAUUACAAAUGAAAGACAUAAGGCAGAAAUAAGAAGAGCUAUUAAUGAUGAGAAACUAAAUACAAUUGCAUAUCACAUCACAGGACAGUCAGCCACAUUAGAAGAUUGGGCCCAGGAAGGAAGAAGGCUAGUGCCCUUGUUACCAAGAGUACCUCCACAAACUUCUUAUUCAGUGAUUGCUGAUGAAGUAUCCGAUGUAGCUGGUCAACUUAAUAAACAGUUGCCUCUCCCUUCUCAUACAGAUAGAAAGAGGCCCAUCACUACACAGUCCAUGUCUGGAGCCUCACAAGAAGUUGCAAUCAAAACACAAACUUUUCGAGUACCGGAUGUACCAAAAGAUGAUAUGAAGAAGCGUAAAAUCUCUAUACCUAGUGAAAAUAGUAGUUUAGCUCAACAUCUCUUGGGCCCUAAUUCCGGAAACAAAUUGAGUAAAAUUCAACAAAUAUACAGACAAACUUCAAAGCCAUUUAAACCUAAGCAAAAAGAAAUGGGGGGACCCUCAGAAAUUGAACAUGACUUUAUACAACCUAAUCCUGUACAACCAUCAUCCCAUGCAAAACUGCAACAGAGCAAUAGUCAGAUCAGUCAAAGUGGAAUGGGAAAGGUAAAUAUCAUCCAAAAUAUUGCACUGCCGCCAGCAACACCUACGGAUGACGGUUCAGCAUCGACAGAAAGUGCUGAAAGGAUUCCAAUUUCAUUUUCCAAUCCAGCGAAAGUUGUUAGCAUUAAACCUAAUGUUGCUGUACCAGUCAAUCAUCCAGUCAAGCAAUCUAGUGCAAGUACAGAUCCAGAGAAAAUAAGAUUUGGUUCCCCACGACCCAUAAACAAAGGUCAAAAGUUAAUUGUGGUGUCCAAUGCUCAAACCAUAACAUCCAACAGUAUAUUACAGAAAACACUAUCUGUACCCAUGAGUAAAGUAACUAAAUUAAACUUAGACAAAUUUAAAAUUAUUCCCUCCACCAUACAAGUGACCGCGGUGGUUAAUUCGCAGAGUACCACUCCAGCGAAACACAACGUGGUUACAUUAAAAUCCAAUCAUGGCAAAAAGGUGAUACCUUUAUCACAUUUCCAAAUGCUAAAUUCUAAAGGUGGUAUCAAGGUGCUGCCUUUGAGUGGUAAAAUAUUGGGAAAAACUGUCAGUGUGACUAGCAGCAAUUCAAUUUGUGUUCCUAAAGGUAUAACCAGCAUUAAUAAAGUGGAUGACACUACAAAAGCGUGCAAUACAAAGGCAGUAAUACAACCACAUUUAGUUGAAAAUGGGGUCCAACUCUUGGUUCCUGGAAAUGAUGCAGUUAUAGAGGACGGUGACAUUAAAACGCAACAAGCAGAGGUAUUGUGUGAGAAUUCUAACGAAUCUAAAAUCAUUUGUGUGAAAGAUGUUAAAGUAAACACUGAACUAGCACUGGAAAAUGGGCUGGAAAGUGAAGCCGCAGAAGAGAUAAAUUCUGAGAUACUUGCAUCGCUGGGCAAUAAGAUAAUUGAAAAUGUUGAAUACAACAAAUCAAUGGCUUCUGUUUAGGAAUAAUUGAAAUAUUUAUAUUUAUUUUGAAAUAGUAGUUUUUAUUGUACAUAUUGAAAACCCGAGAAAGUUGUAUAUUUAAAUUUUUUAAAACGCCUAUCUUUUUUUUAUUGAUAAGGAAUCUGGAAGCGAAGCUAUUAAAUCCAAACAAAAAUAAAAAUUAGCCUUUCAAUUUUAUUACCAUACCGAAAUUAAAAAAAAUAAACUAAAGAAACUGAUACAAAUGUGAAUAAAAUUCAUCUUAUUCUUUUAAAAAUAUUCUGCUAGAUGUUUUAUUUUUAUAGGAAAGAACUUUGUAAGGAAUUACCAUUUUUGCUGAUAUGAUUAUCCUAACAUAUUGCCUAUUAAUUCAUUUAAGACUUUUGUAUAUAAAACAAAUUGCUCAAAUUAUUUAUUGACUAUUCAUAAUUUUAAUCUUCAACAUUCAUUUUU